AUGGAUCGGCAGAAAACUCAAAAAAAAGUUGCGCGCCAAGAUUUCGCUGCGAUUAAAACCCAGCCUCGUUGCCCUGCUCAACGUUUCUUUCUUCACCAUCACCCAUCCAUCCACCUUUUCUCCAAUCUUAACGUCGAACAUUUCCAGUUCGAACAUUCUACACAGAGGGCUUUACGAGGACUUCUAGUGGGCUACUGA
Molecule: messenger RNA, 198 nt
Organism: Plenodomus lingam JN3
Lineage: Eukaryota; Fungi; Ascomycota; Dothideomycetes; Pleosporales; Leptosphaeriaceae
Source: RefSeq, a predicted model, not a curated record